Messenger RNA from Phoenix dactylifera (date palm), 753 nucleotides. NCBI's taxonomy places the organism in Eukaryota, Viridiplantae, Streptophyta, Magnoliopsida, Arecales, Arecaceae. The record is from RefSeq and is a predicted model, not a curated record.
AUGGCAGUAUCUAUAUGGAGUCAUCGUGCGGCUUUCCACAAUCGUAUAAAUGACGAGGUUGCUGUUUCCUCACCACAUCUCCGCACUCUGCUGGGCUUCAAUUUGAUUUUGACUAAUGGGAGAAGAUUUUUGAAUGGGUUAAACUUAUUAAGGGUGCUGGAUCUCGAGGGCACAAGAGAUCUUAAGGAGUUACCGAAACAGAUCGGCAGCAUGAUUCAUCUACGAUAUCUGGGAUUGAGAAACACUAGUUUGAAGAGACUGCCAUCCUCCAUCCGACAUCUCCUGAAUCUGCAGACUCUGGAUGUGAGUGGUACAUACAUUUAUUGGCUUCCGAAAUCAUUUUGGAAAAUCCGGACACUGAGGCACGUAUAUAUUAAUCUACACAUGUUUCUAAGCGCACCGAUAGGUGGUGAUCACAAAAACUUGCAGACUCUGCAAAUCGAGGAGUCUGAAUUUGGUCUGGAUGCUAUGGAUAUUGUCCGUUUACGAGGCAUAAGAUUCAUCAAAAAAUCGGUUACUACACCAAGCUUUACUACGGAGGAGAUUCACAAAGCAGUUGAUAGAAUGUUUGAGGAGUCACUCAAAAAAGCACUCAAGCAAAUGGACAACCUCGUCUUGUUGUCUCUGAUUUUGCUCGAAUGUAUAAUCCCUGGGGAUGUCCUUUUUGCUCAGACACCAAACCUGUACCAGCUCCGUUCAUUGACAUUAUGGGGACAGUUGUUACUCAAACAACAGCAGCAGUGCCCCAGAUAG